Molecule: messenger RNA, 1717 nt
Organism: Dama dama (fallow deer)
Lineage: Eukaryota; Metazoa; Chordata; Mammalia; Artiodactyla; Cervidae
Gene: ATP6V1C2
Product: ATPase H+ transporting V1 subunit C2
Exons: 14
Coding region: 279-1562 (427 amino acids)
Biological process (GO): proton transmembrane transport
Cellular component (GO): vacuolar proton-transporting V-type ATPase, V1 domain; lysosomal membrane
Molecular function (GO): proton-transporting ATPase activity, rotational mechanism
Source: RefSeq, a predicted model, not a curated record
GACCCGAGGCGGCGAGGGGAGAGGGCGCGCGUCGCGACCCGGGGGACCAGAGAGAGCUGCCCGCGUCCCCUUGGUCCCCGCUCCUCCUCGACCCACGCGCGCCCUCCACGAGCUUUCUCCGUGGGAACCCGGGAGUCGGCUCUUCUGCUGCGCCCUCCCAGGGGCCGGGGCAGGUGGCAUCUCCUCGGGGCCUGUUUGUCGCCAGGCCAUCAGCGAUCAAAAGCGAAAGGAACUGCGUUCGGUGUGCGCGAGCAGCUGGAUCAAAGAAGACUGGAAACAUGUCGGAGUUUUGGUUAAUUUCUGCCCCAGGAGAUAAGGAAAAUUUACAAGCCCUGGAGAGGAUGAACAUAGUUACCGCCAAGUCCAACCUGUCUUAUAACACCAAAUUCACAAUUCCUGACUUCAAGGUGGGGACCUUGGAUUCCCUUGUCGGCCUCUCUGAUGAGCUGGCGAAGCUCGAUAUCUUUGCUGAAAGUCUCAUAAGGAGAAUGGCCCAGAGCGUGGUGGAAGUGAUGGAAGACGCCAAAGGGAAGGUCCAGGAGAACCUUCUGGCCAAUGGAGUUGACCUAACGUCCUUUUUGACCCACUUCGAAUGGGACAUGGCCAAAUAUCCUGCAAAGCAGCCGCUAGUGAGCGUGGUGGACACUCUGGCAAAGCAACUGGCACAGAUCGAGACAGACCUGAAGUCCCGAACGGCUGCCUACAACACUCUGAAGACAAACCUAGAGAAUCUGGAGAAGAAAUCCAUGGGAAACCUCUUCACUCGGACCCUGAGCGACAUUGUGAGCAAAGAAGACUUUGUGCUGGAUUCCGAGUACCUGAUCACACUGUUGGUCAUUGUCCCCAAACCAAGUUACGUACAAUGGCAGAAAACCUACGAAUCCCUCUCAGACAUGGUCGUCCCACGGUCAACCAAAUUGAUCGCUGAGGACAAGGAGGGCGGCCUCUUCACUGUGACUCUGUUUCGAAAAGUGAUCGAUGAUUUCAAAACCAAAGCCAAAGAGAAUAAGUUCACUGUACGAGAAUUUUACUAUGAUGAAAAAGAAAUUAAAAGGGAAAGGGAAGAGAUGACCCGAUUGCUGUCGGAUAAGAAGCAACAAUAUCAAACUUCCUGUGUUGCUCUUAAAAAGGGAUCAUCCACCUUCCCGGACCACAAGGUUAAGGUAACCCCGCUAGGGAACCCCGAUAGGCCCGCUGCGGGGCAGAGCGACAGAGAGAGAGAGUGUGAGGGCGAGGGUGAGGGCCCGCUGCUGCGAUGGCUCAAGGUCAACUUCAGCGAAGCCUUUAUUGCCUGGAUCCACAUCAAGGCGCUGAGAGUGUUUGUGGAGUCUGUGCUCAGGUAUGGACUGCCAGUGAACUUCCAGGCGGUUCUCCUCCAGCCUCAUAAGAAGUCAUGCACCAAACGUUUACGAGAGGUUCUGAACUCCGUCUUCAGGCAUCUGGAUGAAGUUGCAGCUGCAAGUAUAUUGGAUGCAUCCGUGGAGAUCCCUGGACUCCAACUCAGCAACCAAGACUACUUUCCUUACGUCUACUUCCACAUCGACCUUAGUCUUCUCGAUUAGAAAGAUGAGCUGGUGCCACUAAACUUGAGCAUUCGUGCGAACUACUACAGAUGCUUCCUUCCUUUAGCCAGAGAACAAUUUUAAGUAUCCUACAGAAUUUAGAUUUUUAGAGAAAUUGCUCACGAAGAUUAGUGACAGUUGUAUUUAUUUUUUGU